UGUGACCGGCCGCUGUCAUGUGACGUGCUGUGACCGUUGAUUGUCUUCAGCUGCAGUCAUUUCAUCUUUAAUUUACCUGUCCGGCCACAGCCAGGUGAAGACAGACGGACGAGAUGCAGGUGGCGGUGUUGUGUUCCUUCCUGUUCUCUUUGCUGGCCGCUGAUGCGGCUCCGGCUGCAGACGAGGUGACUUACCUGCCCGGUCUACAGAAACAGCCAAGCUUCAGACAUUACUCUGGAUACCUGAGUGUGGCCGAUGGAAAACACCUGCACUAUUGGUUCGUGGAGUCCCAGAAGGACCCAGCCUCUGACCCGGUGGUGUUGUGGUUGAAUGGCGGACCUGGCUGCAGCUCUCUGGAUGGACUGCUGACUGAACAUGGACCCUUCCUGAUCCAGGAUGAUGGCGUGACACUGCAGUACAACCCGUACUCAUGGAACAAGAUUGCCAACAUGCUGUACCUGGAGUCUCCAGCAGGAGUGGGCUUCUCGUACUCUGACGACCAAAAAUAUGCCACCAAUGACACAGAGGUGUCGAUGAACAACUACCUGGCUCUGAAGGAGUUCUUCCGUCUGUUUCCAGAGUUCAACAAGAAUGAACUUUUCCUGACCGGCGAGAGUUACGGAGGCAUCUACAUCCCGACGCUUGCUGAGAGAGUAAUGGAGGAUGCCAGCUUGAACCUGCAGGGCGUUGCCGUGGGAAACGGGAUGUCGAGUUACGAGAUGAACGAUAACUCUCUGGUGUACUUCGCCUACUACCACGGCCUGCUGGGAGGCCAGCUGUGGUCUGAGCUGCAGACGUUCUGCUGCAGCCAUGACAAAUGCAACUUCUACAACAACCAGAACCAGAACUGCUCCUCCAGACUGUCUGAGGUUCAGGAUAUUAUCUACAGUUCAGGUCUGAACAUUUACAACCUGUAUGCACCCUGUCCAGGUGGAGUCCGCCAGAGAGUCAGUACUGAAAAGGGGGAGCUGGUGAUCAGAGAUCUGGGGAACUCAUUCAUCCAACACCAGUGGACUCAGCUGUGGAACCAGAAGUUACGAGGUCUGGCGUCUCUCCACCUGUCUGUCCGCCUGGACCCCCCAUGCACAAACUCCACCCCCUCCUCCCUCUACCUGAACAACCCGUAUGUCCGAGCCGCCCUGCAUAUCAGCUCCAAGGCCCUGGACUGGGUCAUCUGCAGCGCCGAGGUGAAUCUGAACUACGGUCGUCUGUACCUGGACGUCAGGAAACAGUACCUGAAGCUGCUCUCUGCUCUGAAGUACCGGGUCUUGGUGUACAACGGAGACGUGGACAUGGCCUGUAACUUCAUGGGGGACGAGUGGUUCGUCAAGUCUCUAAACCAGCAGGUGGAGGUUCAGAGGCGUCCGUGGCUGUACGAUGAUAAAGACGGUCGGCAGGUCGGAGGCUUCGUCAAAGAGUUUCACAACAUUGCCUUCCUCACUGUCAAGGGUUCUGGUCACAUGGUUCCAUCAGACAAACCAAUUGCUGCCUUCGCCAUGUUCUCUAGAUUCCUCAAGAGACAACCGUACUGACCCCUGACCUUCGACCCCUGCUGGGCCCCCUCUUCCUCUUCCUCUGACCUCAGUCACCCUCAGGCUUCAGUAUUUUAAUUUAGUCUGAUUUUUUUUUCUUCACUGCCAGCCAAUCAACACAGCUCUGCUUACUCUACUGGUCACCAUGGCAACGUGUGGUCGUCAUGGAAAUGAGCACUGUCAUCAGUCUGGAAUGUUUUGAAUGUGAAACUUGUUUUGUUUUUGUUGAUUUAAAGGGAAAACCAGAAAAUAAAGUUUGAUAUUUUUUUUUACUGUUUUCAUUUGAGCUGGAAGGAUUACUGUCACAUCGAUUAAUCUGCUGACCAUCUUCUCAAUUAUUACGUUAAUAAAACUUCAGAACUGUGAAAAGUCCA
Messenger RNA from Chelmon rostratus (copperband butterflyfish), 1906 nucleotides. RefSeq names its product cathepsin A (gene ctsa). Bases 114 to 1532 code for a protein of 472 amino acids. The transcript is spliced from 14 exons. Gene Ontology annotation, biological process: proteolysis. The record is from RefSeq and is a predicted model, not a curated record. Gene Ontology annotation, molecular function: serine-type carboxypeptidase activity. Lineage: Eukaryota; Metazoa; Chordata; Actinopteri; Chaetodontiformes; Chaetodontidae.